Messenger RNA from Phytophthora sojae, 813 nucleotides. RefSeq lists its product as hypothetical. The record is from RefSeq and is a predicted model, not a curated record. The transcript has a single exon. Lineage: Eukaryota; Oomycota; Peronosporomycetes; Peronosporales; Peronosporaceae. Bases 1 to 813 code for a protein of 270 amino acids.
AUGACGAAGGCUCCGGGCAAAUCGAGGCUACGCGGCGCUAAGCUGCGCUCCCGACAGCGCAUGAAGGCGAUGACGGUGGGCUUUGGCGUGGCGAUGGCCUUCACGCUGGCACUUUUAUCCAUUGUGAGCACUUCACCGGAUCCGACAGCUACCAACGGCGUCGACCACGUCACGCGGCACCUGCGCGAGUUCUUAACCGACCAGAGCACCCACGGACCUGCCGACGCUGCAAUGGAAGCUCAAGCGCGACGCGACCAGAAGCCAAGCCCGCCUGAUGCUACGGCGCGGGAGGCACAAGCUCGACGCGACCAGAAGCCGAACCCACCGCUCGCCGCAGUGAUGGAGGCGCAGGCUCGGCGGGACCAAAAGCCUUCCAUUAUGACGAUGGAGUCCGAGCUCCGCGUUGCCGGCACGGAAUCAAUCACCCCAGCGCCGGCUAAGGCCGUGACUGACAGCCACGCUCGCACUACAACUACCAAGAGCGCCAUGGAGGCCCUUCCACCCCGACACGAGGAGCGACACGACUGGGAGCCUUCACCCGAUGCAAUCGCCCAUGCAGAAGCGAAGGCUGAGAAGGCAGAAGAGAUCGCCCUGGCGGCGCUCGAGGCAGCAAUGAAGGCCGAGAAGCGUGCUGAAGCUGCUGAAGAAGCUGCGGAGAUAGCCAUCAUCGCUCAAGUUGGCUACAUGAUCGAAGACGCACGGAGAGGAGAGCAGAUCGCGAUGUUUGGCGAGACGGAAGACAGCGACAACAGUGAAGACAGUAAGGGCAGCAAGGACAAUGUCGAGACUGUAAUGGGGAGGCGUUCUUGGUAA